Molecule: messenger RNA, 1150 nt
Organism: Trachemys scripta elegans
Lineage: Eukaryota; Metazoa; Chordata; Testudines; Emydidae
Product: maestro heat-like repeat-containing protein family member 7
Exons: 6
Coding region: 317-1150 (277 amino acids)
Cellular component (GO): cytoplasm
Source: RefSeq, a predicted model, not a curated record
AAAGUGGGGCUGAUGUAUAGCAAUGGACGGUACAACAUGUAGGUUAUGAUGCCUCUCCACAGAACCGACACACAAAGUUUUCCGGUAAGCACCCUGCUGCUGAUUCGCUCUGUGUUGUUUUCAGCUUCUGUGUUACAAAGAGGCCAAGAAGCUCCCACAUCCAGACACUUUGGACCGUCUCGAGGAGUGGACAAAACACCCCAGCCCAGUUUUCCGUUCACUUGGUCUAAGAGGACUCGGCAUCCUGGCAACCCAACCAGGGAAGGUGGAACAAGUCAAGGCCCUUCUGCCUGCCAUCCUUUGGGGCUCAGAUGAGAUGGAUGAUGGGAGUAUUCUGGAGGCCAUCUCAGCUGUUCAGAACCUUCUGCAGAGCCUGGAUGGGAGUGAGCACACCAGCAUGGCCAGGAAGCUAAUCCCCUUACUCGAUGCUGUGAGACCCCAGGUGCGCUCUGCUACCAUCAUGCUCUUUACAAAGUUGCUUAACACAGUGAAGAGGAGGCAGAAGCCCCUGCUGCAGGAGGAAGUGACCCGCAGCCUGGUCUCACUGCUCCUUCACUUACAGUACGAGGACCCUGACGUGGGCAAGAGGUGUCAGAAAGCCUUGGCUGGGUGUUUUCAGCUCCUGGGAUGGUCUUGUCCUAAGCAGAUUAACAGCAAGAAGGCUUGGCACACCCAUCCCCAGGUGGUGGACAAGAUCUGCCAGCACUCUGUGCUGAAGCUCAAGAACGUAUCUGACAUCUUGCUCCAAUGUCUGGAUCACCUCCAAAGCCCCCAGGCUCCAAUACGACAGGCAGCAGCCAUCUUUAUCGCUCUCAGUGGCCUGAAGCAAGAUCCGGAUUCCUCUGUCCGUGUCAGUGUCUCACGGGCCAUUCAGCAAGUUCGGGAUGGUGGCAGAAACCAGUCACGUCAGACCCUAGGAGCUAGAUUCAGGAACCUGCUCUGCUGCUUGACCGGCCAGGAGGAGAGGGAAAAUGCUCCUGACAGAGUUCUCUUGAGUGGCCCGGACCCUUCCCAAAGCCACCUAUGGGACUCAGGAGGGCACAGAGAAGUUGGUGACUGGAGGAGGUUGGCUGAGCCACCACCCCAGGCCCGAAGCCAGUGCCUGCAUGAUCCUCUGGUAAUUACGUGCAUUGUUCCCCAUGAGAUGUAG